UAUCCAGGUUCAGUAAACCAAAUAGUUUUCACUUAUGGCUUUCGAGUAUCUUCGUUUUCUUGGACUAUGCCACUUGAUGCUACUUCUCUUAUUGGGUGUGUUAGUGUUAGAUUUAUCUCAUGUCGUCGUUAAAGGUAAACGUCUCGAACCUAAGGAGAGUAACUACAAUUUAGCUCAUCCCAAGGGAAUUGUCAAAACCAUUAAGGACGAAGAUGGGGAUGUGCUGGAUUGCGUUCAUAUACACAAACAACCAGCUUUUGAUCAUCCUAUCCUCAAGGAUCACAAGAUACAGAUGGAUCCAAGUUCAUCACUUAGAAAGAUCAACCAAGGCAACUCGGCCCCGCAAUUCAUACAGCCAUGGUACCAGAAGAACACAUGCGCCGAAGGAACUAUCCCAAUCCGAAGAAGGCGACUUCAACACCAGCAUCCUAAUAAUAGAAAACAGUCUAAUAACACCAUCAAAGGUCCACACUUUGAGGCAAGUUUACGACACACAAAAUCUAAGCCAAUGAAGCCACCAUAUUUUGAGUUUGUAAUUGCAUGUUAAGCUAUAUUGUUUUAUGUAGUAUGCGAUGUUACAAGCACAACCUUCACCCGGGACGCGGUUUUAUGGAGGAAGUGCAAAAAUAAGCGUAUGGGAUCCUUUCGUAUAUAGGCAAGAUGAUUUUAGUGACUCUACAUUGGUUGUCCAGCUUAAUCCACUAGGUUUUUUGAAGGCUGGUUGGAUUGUUUACCCUGAGCGAUAUCUUGACUUCAGACCAAGACUUUACUCAUACUUUACGAUAGAUAAUUCCACAACUUCUCGCUGCUGGGAUUUGGAUUGUGAUAAUGGGUUUGUGCAAGUCAAUAAUACUUACGCCCUGGGUAGCUUCAUAUUACCAGUUUCAACCAUAGGUGAUGAGAGUUAUUAUUGGAUUGAUGUAUCUAUAUUUCAGGAUCGAAAGACAGGAAACUGGUGGCUAAGUUUUCAGAACAUUCCGAUAGGAUACUGGCCUGCCUCCCUGUUUGCAGCCUUACCAGAAGGAGCUGAAAUGUUAAAUUGGGGUGGAACAAUCUACGAUUCACUAGGAAAGGGUUCGCACACAGAAACAGACAUGGGCUACGGAUUAUUUCCUGAUGUAGGGACUACUGAUAAAGCCAGCCUAGUAUGUUCACUGUAUUAUGCGGAUGACUCAAACACACUCCAGAUUCCGGACCGAUCAAAUCUGCUUAUGGCGGUAUCUAAUCCUUUGUGCUACAAUGCACAAAUCAUACCUGUGUUAGACCCUAAAUUAGGACAGUGUUUUUCGUUUGGUGGUCCUGGUCGAAACCCAAACUGUCCUUAAGAUGUUGAGAGUACUCUCAUUAUAUAUAUGCUUGAAUGUGUGUGUUUGUGUGUGCGCGCUCGCAUGUGUGUGAUUUGCCCAUUGUGAUUGAGAUCUGUCGAUCACUUUACUAUUUCAUCUGGUUUGUACAAAGGUGUGUUUGCACCUGAUUUUGUGAAUGAACAAAUGAGUUAAUAAACCCUAGAUCUAUGGGUGUAAUACUUUGCAAGUUAAGCUUUUGUA
Molecule: messenger RNA, 1547 nt
Organism: Chenopodium quinoa (quinoa)
Lineage: Eukaryota; Viridiplantae; Streptophyta; Magnoliopsida; Caryophyllales; Amaranthaceae
Exons: 6
Coding region: 573-1325 (250 amino acids)
Source: RefSeq, a predicted model, not a curated record